Messenger RNA from Homarus americanus (American lobster), 2502 nucleotides. RefSeq names its product homeobox protein Dlx1a-like. Gene Ontology annotation, molecular function: RNA polymerase II cis-regulatory region sequence-specific DNA binding; DNA-binding transcription factor activity, RNA polymerase II-specific. Gene Ontology annotation, cellular component: nucleus. The record is from RefSeq and is a predicted model, not a curated record. The coding region runs from base 139 to 1131 and encodes 330 amino acids. Lineage: Eukaryota; Metazoa; Arthropoda; Malacostraca; Decapoda; Nephropidae. Gene Ontology annotation, biological process: regulation of transcription by RNA polymerase II; cell differentiation. The transcript has 3 exons.
AGUGUGUUCAGACAGCUAGGAGGCAACACAGCACCACCGCUACUUGUUCGUCUCCACGGAUCUUAGGAUACUAUAAUUUCCCCCGGGACUACUUGUGCUACGACGCCCCACGGUUUACCCAGCGGUCAUCCAUCCACCAUGAUAACAGGGCAAGAGAAGCGGGCAGCACCGACCAGGGGUUUCACCGUCAGAGACCUUCUACAGCUUCACGACGCCCCCACACCUUGCCCAGAUGUGGUGGAGGACGACCCACCGCCAGAGGGCCCUGGCAGCCCCCCUGGAGGCCACGACCCCCAGAGCACCGUCCAGGCCGCCGCGGACUCCACGGAACAGGCGGCCGCGGCCCUCACGCCUCCUGACGAGGACAUGGAGGCUCUGGAGGUGGACGACUGUACCGAGGAGGACAUGGAGGCCACGGGGCGUAAGAGGAAGCGACGGAUCCUCUUCAGUAAAGCUCAGACGUAUGAACUUGAGCGACGUUUCCGCCAGCAGCGUUACCUGUCGGCACCUGAGAGGGAACACCUGGCCUCGCUGCUGGACCUCACGCCCACGCAGAUCAAGAUAUGGUUCCAGAAUCAUCGCUACAAGACCAAGAAGAUGAUCCGGGAGCGGGGUCUUGACGGUCCCCUGCCGCCCCUGGGCUCCAGUUUAGGGUCGUUCUCACAGUCCCUGAGGUGCCUGGCGCCCAUGGCCGCCCUCACCCGCACAGACACCACCAUCACCUCCCCCGCCCACAGACUACCUGACUACCUCCUGCCGGGGGAUAGGCUGCCGGGUCUGGAGUGUCACGCCCCACCACUUCUGCCCCUGGGGCUGCAUCACGCUCAGUUCCCAGGACUGUUGCCCUUCCUGCCGGUGUGUCCCUUCCCUCCUCCGUCCUUAUCCACCUCCUCCCUCCUCGCCCAGGCCAGCAACCCCCUCCGCACCUCCCUCACCUCCUCCAUCACUUCGGCCACCUCUUCCCUCUCUUCCUCCACCUCGCCCUUCGUGUCCCCGACGUCGACGUCUGCUGUAGAAGCGGCCACACUGUGUACCACGACAAGAAGCGCCGGGGAGGCCAACCAGGACCUGACCAGAGUGUUGUCGAUGUCACGCCCCGGCUCCCUCAGGGCUGAGGGCGUCUGCUGGUGAACCACGACCCUGGAGGAGUGAUUCGCUGAUUCACUACACACCUGGUGACUCUACACCACUGGUGACUCUACACCACUGGUGACUAUACCACUGGUGACUCUCCACCCCAAUGGUGACGGACAGGAGGAAAAUGAUGAAAUGUGACCCUCACAAUUAACAUAAUUAUGGAGAAAACUGGUGAUCAGAUGUGACUGUUGAUCAAGGUAAAUACUGAUCACGUGGUCCUCCUGGUGACUGGUGACAGGUGAGCUGUCUGAGUAACAAGGCCGCGAGCCAAUACUUGCAUCACCUGGUCAGUGUCAACAAACACCUGGUCAAUGUCAAUGUUCCUCGUGAGCUGAGAGUUUCCAGGUGAUAUGUGUGUGUGUGUGUGUGUGUGUGUGUGUGUGAGGUACGUGAGCUGGGAAGAGACUGGUCGAAGUUUGAAGCAAAGACAAACCUCACCAGCAAGUGACAUAAAACUCCUGACACAACGCUGAAACGACAAAUUAACGUUCGCCAGCCUUCUGCCUGCAGUGGCGUUCAUGGUUAGAUCACAGGGGUGUUAGGUGACCUCCAUGACCUGCAGAUCACGCUAAGAGGUCACCACAGGUCACACAUCACACCCACACUGUGAAGACAAAACCUUCACAAGCCGUCAACAGCAUCGCCAGUCAUUGGAGUGUACCACCUGACCUGACCACCUGGCCUCACCACCUGACCUAUAUCUACCAGCUGUCAGAACUUUUACCAUCUGUAAGAACCUCCACCACCUGUCAGAGCCAUCCAUCACCUCUCCACCAUCUGCGGGGACUUCUACAGCCACCUCACCAGUCACUACAGCCACCUCACCAGUCUCUACAGCCACCUCACCAGUCUCUACAGCCACCUCACCAGUCACUACAGCCACCUCACCAGUCUCUACAGCCACCUCACCAGUCUCUACAUCACUCUUCCACUCAGAAUGCUUCAGUCAUUCUGUAUCUGGAUAGGAUGAUCAUCUAGUGAGGGAGGAAGCACCACUACAUCACCACUACUACACCACUACAAGAGGGACCUACAGUAAUGAGGAAGACAUCACCACUACAGGCUCACCACCACAGGACGGAACCUACAGUACAGUAGUGAGGGGGGCACCACUACAGGACGGACCUACAGUACAGUAGUGAGGGGGGCACCACUACAGGACGGAACCUACAGUACAGUAGUGAAGGGGGCACCACUACAGGCUCAUCACUACAGGACGGACCUACAGUACAGUAGUGAAGGGGGCACCACUACAUCACUACAGGACAGACCUACAGUAGUGAGGGAGGCACAUCGCUCUACUGUAGUAUAUGUAUAGCAGACUGUAAGGCUCAUAGGCUAAUACAAACAAACUCAUCCAUUUUA